AUGGUUCAAUUUACCUCUGCUAUCAUGGCUCCUGCCACUGCCGCCUUUCUUGUUUCUUUCCUCGCCCCAUCGGUCUACGCCUCACCAAUUCAAAUCAAGGAUGGUCCAGAGCGUGUCCUUUCCUGUCUGGCUAGAAGGGGCUUUUUUGGCAAAAUAACGGGGGCUAUUGCGGAAGCCACUGCCUCUUGCAUUGCUGAUGCUGUCCAUACCAAACGACAUGACAAUUCUAAUGGAUCCCCUCUUGGCGUUCCCGAUUUGAACAGAAUCAUGGCCGAAAAUGGAGGACCUAAAUACGCCGAGUGUAUGAAGAAGAGCUACCCUUCCUUCCCUGAUGUCGAUGCCGUCGAGACUCAGGUGAUCAAGGACUGCAUCUACCUCACCCAGCCAAAUGGCAAAAACUUGGCAGCCCGCGGCAAAUCUUAUGGCCACGAGGCUUCUUGUACCAAUUACAAGGAUGCCAAGCACAUCCCUAGCGUCUUUCAGGAGGCAGGACCAUUCCGCGCAAAAACCGACCCUUUCUGUGACAAGAUGAGAGCGGCUGUGAUCGACAAAGGCGAAGGUGAAGCCUACGAGGUACUGGGCGAUACAACAUUCAAAUACGGUGAUAGCGGUUUCGCUAGACCCCUUCUGAAACAUGAUGUCAAGGAUGCGCUUGGUCUCAGGACCAGGCUGACUUUGACAGACCGUGGCAGGGACCUGAUCAAGGACGACGGUGCUUAUGACGAGCUGUGCAGACCGGCCUUCAUGCAAUUUGGAACUAAAGGCAAAGGAUGCACGCAGGAGCUGGAAUACAGAAAGAGCGUGCACGAAGGUGGUGGCGAGUUCCCUACUACUGUUGCUAAGAAUGGCAACCUGAAAAUCUUUGACGGAAAGGAAGAGAUUGGGACGCUCUUUGUGGACUUGGAGGUGAUCAAUGAAUGGCCUGGGCUUACCGAAGAUGAGGAAAAGGAAGCCGAAGGUAGGCAUUAA
Messenger RNA from Trichophyton benhamiae CBS 112371, 969 nucleotides. RefSeq lists its product as uncharacterized. Lineage: Eukaryota; Fungi; Ascomycota; Eurotiomycetes; Onygenales; Arthrodermataceae. The record is from RefSeq and is a predicted model, not a curated record. The transcript has a single exon. Bases 1 to 969 code for a protein of 322 amino acids.